AUGUACCCUAUUGUCCGUACCAUGAUCUCGGCUAUCCUUUCUCCGGCAAAGGCAACGGCGCGUGUGGUUAACGUUACUGGUGAUGGUACCAGGACUCCUACUUCUAACUACCGUCUUCAUCGUCACGUCUAUACUUCAGUCCCAUUCACAGGUAUUGACACAAGUGCUGCUACAAAGCAUGGAAUCAAGGUUGCUAAAAUUCCAGGUGGUGCAACUGGAAAUGCAGAUUCCUGUGUUGAAAUGGCCAUGUUUCUAAUGUUGGGUCUUCUUCGUAGGCAGGUAUUCAUUAUGGGUUUGGGAAGCAUUGGGAUUAGCUUGGCGAAGCGCUUGCACCCAUUUGGUGUGAAGAUCAUACCCACUAAACGAAGCUGGGAAGAAGGCCCCUUUGAUGCAAAGAAUUCCUGCAAUUUUGAAGGUGGUCUUGUGGACGUAAAGGGAAAUCACAGAGACAUUCAUGAUUUUGCCCGUGAAGCUAAUAUAGUUGUUUGUUGUUUAGGAAUGAACACAGAAACAGGUGCAAUUCUGGUGAAUAUAGCGAGAGGUGGCCUGUUGGAUUACCAGGCAGUUUUUCGUCAUCUUAAAUCUGGACGCUUGGGCGGAUUAGGAAUGGAUGUUGCUUGGAACGAGCCUUUUGAUCCUGAUGAUGACAUCCUCAAGUUUCCUAAUGUCGUGGGUGAGGUUGCCUUACAACUUCAUUCUGGGAAACCGUUGAAAGGCAUUGAAAUUGUCAAUUGA
Molecule: messenger RNA, 735 nt
Organism: Oldenlandia corymbosa var. corymbosa
Lineage: Eukaryota; Viridiplantae; Streptophyta; Magnoliopsida; Gentianales; Rubiaceae
Source: the annotation of a GenBank genome assembly